AUGUGCAGAAAGAACUGGGGUGGAGGUGGCUUGGCUUUGCCAAUCUCAGUGUUGGGUCCACAGUGCGACGUGCUGGUGGAAGAGUUUGAGGAGGUCAUCGAGGACUGGUACAGGAACCACCAGGAGAAGGACCUGACCGAAUUUCUCUGUGCUAACCACGUGCUGAAGGGCAAGGACACCAGCUGCCUGGCAGAACGGUGGUCCGGCAAGAAAGGCGACACAGCCGCCCUGGGAGGGAAGAAGUCCAAAAAGAAGAGCAGCCGGGCCAAGGCCUCAGGCGGCAGGAGCAGCAGCAGCAAGCAGAGGAAGGAGCUGGGGAGCCUUGAGGGAGACCCGGGCCCUGAGGACGAGGAGGAAGGCAUCCAGAAGGCGUCGCCCCUGCCGCACAGCGCCCCCGAUGAGCUCUGAGCCUGGGUCCCUGAACUGACGCACACGGACCCGAAGCCCAGCAGCUCUGGCCACGAGGGCUCCUCAUCCAGCUUCCCGCGCCCUCGUGUCCCGCGUCGCUGCCCCCUGCGGGCCCAGCACAGACACAGCCCGGAGCUGGGGCAGAAGCCA
Dipodomys ordii (Ord's kangaroo rat) is the source of this 558-nucleotide messenger RNA. Its product is annotated as protein canopy homolog 3-like. Bases 1 to 408 code for a protein of 135 amino acids. The transcript has 3 exons. The record is from RefSeq and is a predicted model, not a curated record. Lineage: Eukaryota; Metazoa; Chordata; Mammalia; Rodentia; Heteromyidae.